AUUUUUGGAGCUUUGAUUAAGGGGGAUGCUUCUCCUUUCUACUCAAUGACACCACACGUAAGAAAUAGAGAGAUAAGGUCUGGGAGGUGCUCAAACAAAAACUCUAGCUUGGAGGAAGCAAGGGGCAAGGAAGCUCAAAGAGAAAUAGCUAGGAAGAAAGGAGUCGAAACCGCCGGAAACCGCCACUCAAAGGGAGCUGCUCGAAACUGCAGAACCCGAAAGUCGCCCAGCUUUCACGAAAGCCGUCCAGCUUUCACCCACUGUCCAGAUUUUCCAUUUCCAAUUGGCCUAGAACGAGGACGGAUAGAGGGGUUUCGCUAAGGCAGCUAGUUGAGCACAUCAUAAGGUGCAACGUUUGCAAGACAAAGCCAAUUCCUGAUGAUGGCAGUCCUUUC
This is a messenger RNA of Cuscuta europaea, 395 nucleotides long. The record is from the annotation of a GenBank genome assembly. Lineage: Eukaryota; Viridiplantae; Streptophyta; Magnoliopsida; Solanales; Convolvulaceae.